AUGUUUGCUGUUCCUGAGGUCGACGACGAUAUUGAUAGUUCAACUCCGAUAGAACCUAAACAGUCGACUACGUUGCCUGAAGCAACAAACAAAUCUCUUUCAUCAUCGUCACCACCACUUCCUUCAGUUGAAAAUGUAGAAAAAAAUUUAAAUAAAAUGUCAGUUCCACCACCGUCAGUACCACCACCAUCAGCACCAGUUACUGCCAAACAACAUCGUUCACGUCGAAGUCUUUUUCAUCGCAAUACAAUUCAUAUAUGUGAUCAAAUUGUUGACCGAGUGUAA
This is a messenger RNA of Adineta steineri, 285 nucleotides long. The record is from the annotation of a GenBank genome assembly. Lineage: Eukaryota; Metazoa; Rotifera; Eurotatoria; Adinetida; Adinetidae.